This is a messenger RNA of Pseudozyma hubeiensis SY62, 1107 nucleotides long. Its product is annotated as signal recognition particle 19 kDa protein homolog. Lineage: Eukaryota; Fungi; Basidiomycota; Ustilaginomycetes; Ustilaginales; Ustilaginaceae. Gene Ontology annotation, cellular component: signal recognition particle, endoplasmic reticulum targeting. Gene Ontology annotation, molecular function: 7S RNA binding. The transcript is spliced from 2 exons. The record is from RefSeq and is a predicted model, not a curated record. Bases 1 to 1107 code for a protein of 368 amino acids. Gene Ontology annotation, biological process: SRP-dependent cotranslational protein targeting to membrane; SRP-dependent cotranslational protein targeting to membrane, signal sequence recognition.
AUGCCGCCCAAAGCAGCUGUGGAAGACUUUGACGAUGACUUUGAAGCGCAACAAUCCGGUGCUGCUCCGCAGGCCGACCAGAUGGCUGCCUUCCAGAAAAUGAUGCAGCAGAUGGGCCAGGCUCCCGGCUCUGGCGACUUCGGAUCCUCUCGACCUCCUGCGGGCUUCGACGUUGCCGGUGCCAGUGGGUCCAAGGCCAAGGAUGAUGGCGAACACAAAAAGUGGGUCAGCGUCUACCCCAUCUACUUUGAUGCUAAGCGUCAUUACGGCAAAGGCUGCCGUCGCGUCUCUUACGAGAAGUCGAGCCCUUUCCCCACCCAGCUCUGGAUCGCUAAAGCCGUCGGUCGCAUCCAGCUUAAGUACGUUCAGGAGCCGCACAAGACGCACCCUCAGGAUUGGGAGAACCCUGGACGUGUCAAGGUCCAGCUGUUCAAUGACGAUGGCGAGCCAAUGAGCAGCCGCUUCGCCAACAAGAAGCAGCUGUUCGAUGCCAUUGCAGAGACCAUCCAGCCCAACUGCGGCGGGAAGCCACCUGCGCUCGAACCGCGCAAGAAACGUGUCCGACCUUCCACGAUGAAGAAGCAGGCUCUCGCCGAGAAUGCAAAGGCUGCAGCAUCCGGUUCGUCCGGUGCCGCUAGCGCUGCUGCGGGUUCAGGCAAGAAGAACAAGAAGAAAGCUACUGCGGCUGCCUCCAGCUCGGCCAGCACCGCUGGACCUUCCAAGCCGGCCCUGACCAAGGAACAGCGCAAGCAGAUCGUUCAAGCAAAGCGCGAUCCCAACCCCAACCCGAUCCGCCAACGAUUGGUCAACAUCCGCUUCCCUCCAACGCUCGAAGCGCGUCUGCCAGCACACUCGCCUGCCAUCGAAGGCGGACUUCUCAACAUGAAUCUGGCCGAAGCAAUGGGUGGUAUGCCGCCGGGAAUGCCUGGCGCCGAUGCGCUCGGAGGUCUCGGUGGCAUGCUCGGUGGCAUGGGACUGGGCGGAGAUGACGACGAAGAGGAGGAGCAAGAGACGCAGGAGGAAGCAGCCGCCAAGAAGAAGGAUCCCAUGAAUCCCAUGAAUCUCGGUCGAAGACAGAGGAAGAAAGUGGUCCGCAUCGGACGUUGA